This is a messenger RNA of Anopheles cruzii, 2487 nucleotides long. Its product is annotated as ATP-dependent RNA helicase DDX24. Gene Ontology annotation, molecular function: nucleic acid binding; ATP binding; RNA helicase activity. The transcript is spliced from 5 exons. The record is from RefSeq and is a predicted model, not a curated record. Gene Ontology annotation, cellular component: nucleolus. NCBI's taxonomy places the organism in Eukaryota, Metazoa, Arthropoda, Insecta, Diptera, Culicidae. Bases 1 to 2487 code for a protein of 828 amino acids.
AUGCAGAAACAUCGUAAAUUCAAGCCGAAGAGAAUACCACGCAAAUCUGGCAGGCCGAAUACUGUCAAAGAAGGAACAUGGGAAUCGGUAAAGAUAAAUGGCGCUGUUAUAUCGGACGAAGGAGCAGAUCUUGGUGGAUUUAUCGGUCUGGAGGUGAUGGAAAACUACGGCAACAACUUUCUGCGCAAGCCUAAGCAAAAGGACGACAAUGACGAGAGUUUUGAUGGCGGCAAAAAGAAACCCAAACGCAAGCGUGCCAACGAUAGUGAUGAAUCUGAUGAUUCCGAUGACGAAACGAAUCGUAAAGUGCGCCAAAAGAAACAAAAGGCCACCAAACCCACUGUCCAGUACAACGAAAAGUUUUCCGAUUCCGAAGAUCAAUUGAAUACGCAGAAGGGAAAAUUGAAAGCAAAAGCAGCAAAAGUUCUGAAGGAUGAAGCAGCCACAAAGCAAAAACAAGCAAAUAUUGGCGUAAAGAAAAUCGCAACGAAAGCGAAGGUGGGUUCACUAGGAGAAUCAACUAAACCUGUCAAGCAACCAACAUCGGAAGCAGGUGAAACUAACAUUGAUCCGGCUGUUGACGGGGAGAACAAAAAGCUGGGAUUCUCGAUGCUUUUGAAACCAUCAAAGAAAUCACAAAAACAAUUGAAGAAAAAACAAACCGAACAGAGCCGACCUAAAAAAGUAUCUGAAACAACUUACUCUAGUGUGGAGUAUAUGCAAUGGAUAGAGCUUGGUGUGUCGGAACCGAUCGUAAAAGCUUUGGCGGAAAAGGGCUUUAAAACGCCCACAGAAAUCCAGGAAAAAUCUCUACCGGCUGCUAUUUUUGGUCGCCGAGACUUACUCGGUGCGGCCGAAACGGGUAGCGGCAAAACGCUAGCAUUCGGCCUACCGAUGCUGGAGGGCAUUCGGAAGCUAAAGCAAAUGAACCAGCCGAGCUCCGAUAACACGGUUCCCGACAACGAUGAACACGAACUAACGCCGCCGCCGGAAGAAUUCGAGCUGACCGGGGACGAUGAACAAAUAUUUGCCCAGGAAGGCAAACAAGUGCCACCUGUUGAUACGAACAAACCGCUGUACGGGCUGAUUCUAACUCCGACCCGUGAGCUGGCUGUACAAAUUAACGAUCAUCUAAAGUCGAUUUCAAAGUAUACCGCCAUAAACAUUGCCCUCGUCUUCGGCGGAAUGGCCGUCGUGAAACAGGAGCGUAUGCUUCGGAAAUGUCCUGAAAUAGUAAUCGCCACUCCAGGCCGGUUGUGGGAACUGAUUCAAAGUGGCAAUCAGCACCUCUCUAAGGUGAUGCAUAUCAGAUUCCUGGUGAUAGAUGAAACCGAUCGGAUGCUGGAAAAAGGUCACUUUGAGGAAUUGAAGCAACUGUUGGAAUUGAUAAACACGAACGAGGAUGCGAAGAAAAAGCGUCGUAACUACAUUUUCUCAGCUACACUCACGAUGGACCACGAGCUUCCAGAGCACCUGCAGAAAAAUCCGAAGAAAUCGAAGAAAGUUUUGAAGGAAACGCCCGGCCAGCGGUUGAACAAACUCAUUGAAACCAUCGGUAUGACCAACCCGAAGGUGGUUGAUCUAACGCAAGAACACGGAACGGCCCACACGCUUACGGAAUCGCGCAUCCUUUGCCAGGCGACACACAAGGACUUCUAUCUCUACUACUUCGUCCAGCGCCAUCCUGGCCGCACACUGGUGUUCUGCAACUCGAUUGGCUGUGUGCGUCGGCUGGUGGCACUCUUUACGUAUCUGAAUUGCCAGCCGCUCAGUCUUUUCGGCAGCAUGCAGCAGCGCCAGCGCCUAAAGAACUUGGAACGCUUCACAGACAACUCCAAGGCACUACUCAUAGCGACGGAUGUGGCGGCCCGUGGACUAGACAUACCGAAUGUUGACCACGUCAUUCACUAUCAGGUGCCGAAGACUACGGAAAACUAUGUUCACCGAUCAGGACGUACGGCGCGAGCUAGCAAAGAGGGCUUAACGGUGCUGUUGAUCGCUCCGGAAGAAGUGAAAGACUACGUGAAGCUAAAUCAGGAUCUUGGACGCACCGAAGACCUGCCGCUGUAUCCGACUUCGGAUCGGAUGAUGCGCCAAAUUAAGCAGCGUGUACAGUUGGCGCGGGAAAUUGAGCGGAUGGAAAUGCAACAGAGACGCGCCGGUGAGGAACGCUCCUGGGAGGACACGCUGGCAAAAGAAUUUAAGAGCGACUCGGACGUGGACAGUGAGCAGGAAGAGAUGCGCAAGCUCGAGCAGGGACGCCAGAAGCGCAAGUUUAAGGGGAAGCGAAUGGAGUUGAGUCACCUUUUGGCAAUGCCGCUCGCGAUAGACCGGAUCGAGAUGCGCUACCCGACGUCAACCGGUGGCAUGCGGUUGGCCACCGAAAGCGAACAGUCGGCCAUCAGCUUAGUGCAGCAAGCAGUGCAACAGCGCAAAGAGGAAAAGAAGCAGCGGAAAAAUAAGAGAAAAGAAACCCAAAUGGGAUGA